Molecule: messenger RNA, 1356 nt
Organism: Eufriesea mexicana
Lineage: Eukaryota; Metazoa; Arthropoda; Insecta; Hymenoptera; Apidae
Gene: Orc4
Product: origin recognition complex subunit 4
Exons: 5
Coding region: 1-1356 (451 amino acids)
Biological process (GO): DNA replication initiation; DNA replication
Cellular component (GO): nucleus; nuclear origin of replication recognition complex
Molecular function (GO): ATP binding; ATP hydrolysis activity; DNA replication origin binding
Source: RefSeq, a predicted model, not a curated record
AUGAACAAGAAAAAAAAUAUGGCAAUUGAUUUCCAGGACAAUAUGAUAUUAUUAACGAGGAAAUAUUUAAAACGUAAAAUUAUGUGUCCUGAAACAAAAUUUAGACAUCAUGUUAAAGAAAGAAUGCAUAUACUAGAACUGUUAAAAAGAACUGUGGAUAUGGGUGAAAGUAAUUCUGCUUUAUUAAUUGGACCUAGGGGUAGUGGAAAAACAACACUAAUAAACAGUAUUUUAAAAGAAUUAUCAUAUGUAAAAAGUUUUAAAGAAAAUGCAUUGAUAGUGAAUCUUCAUGGUCUUGUCCACACUGAUGAUCGAUUGGCUCUGAAAGAUGCUACACGCCAAAUGCAAUUAGAAAAUGCAGUUGGUGAUAAAGUUUUUGGCACAUUUGCUGAAAAUUUAACUUUUCUGCUUGAUUGCUUAAAAUCAGGUGAUAAGAAGCAUUCCAAACCAGUUGUAUUCAUAUUAGAUGAGUUUGAUUUAUUUUGUGAACACCACAAUCAAACUCUAUUGUACAAUCUAUUUGAUAUUGCUCAAUCUGCACAAGCACCAAUAUGUGUAAUAGGAAUGACUUGUAGACUAGAUGUUAUAGAACUCUUAGAAAAAAGAGUUAAAUCAAGAUUUUCUCAUCGGCAAAUAUUUCUAUUUCCUGGGGAUACAUCAUCCUCAGAACAACCAAUAUCUGCUUUUGAUGAUCGUUUAGAACUUUUUCAACAUCUUCUAAGCCUUCCUGAUGAUGAGAAUGUAAAUAGGAUAGAACAUCAAUAUGAUGAUUGCACGAUAGAUCCACAAUUUGGAUCUGUAUGGAAUGAGUAUAUAAAAAGUUUAGUUAGUAACCCCACUCUGGUAAAUCUGUUAAAAAGAAUGUAUCAGAUUGAUGUAAGUGAAAGAAGUUUUAGAAAUUUUUUGGCAAUGGCUGUUUCUACAUUAUCAGAAAAACAUCAAAGACUAGAAGUAAAUGAUUUUGUAGAAGCAAGUAAAAUGUUUUCUCAAGAUGAUAAAGUGUUGAUGCUUGAAGGAUUGUCUGUAUUAGAAAUAUGUUUAAUAAUAGCAAUGAAACAUGAAACAGAAAUUUAUGAUGGAGAACCAUUUAAUUUUGAGGCAAUUUACAAUCGUUACAUUAAAUUUGCUAAUCAAAAUUCUUCUAUACAGACUGUUCAAAAACCUGUUAUUAUGAAAGCAUUUGAACAUAUUAAGAAUUUGGAGUUUAUAUUGCCAGUGGGUGGUAUGAAUUCUAAAGUUGAAAAAGAAUAUCAAUAUUACAAAUUUUUACUUACCUCACAACAAGUUAUGGAAGCUGUAAAAAAUUAUUCUGGAUUGCCAACAGAAGUGUCUCAAUGGGCAGUGACUAACAUAUAA